Cyclopterus lumpus (lumpfish) is the source of this 3743-nucleotide messenger RNA. RefSeq names its product RNA binding motif, single stranded interacting protein 1a (gene rbms1a). Lineage: Eukaryota; Metazoa; Chordata; Actinopteri; Perciformes; Cyclopteridae. Bases 587 to 1720 code for a protein of 377 amino acids. The record is from RefSeq and is a predicted model, not a curated record. The transcript has 14 exons. Gene Ontology annotation, cellular component: nucleus; cytosol; ribonucleoprotein complex. Gene Ontology annotation, molecular function: mRNA 3'-UTR binding; poly(A) binding; poly(U) RNA binding.
AGAAUGCUUGGUAUGUGCGGACGACAACAACAUGAAAGGCGACGAGUGUUCAGCCCGAGUGAUUGUGCGCCUCCAAAUCAAACCCAAAAGCACUUUGCACCCGAUUAUAACGCGAGCCGCGGACUGCGGGCGUCUCCACGCGCCUUUGUCUCCAAAAACCCAGCGCCGAGGCGAGUUUGCGAGAGGCGGCCACGCAGUUUAUUUGAUGUCGAACACCCUGCAGAGGCGGAGAUGGUUUGGUCUGUAGUAGGUGGGACUGCCGAGCGGUCUGCAGCAGGACGUCGUAGAUCAAUGAACCGGACCGAAGGGUUGGUCCAUCGCCUGGCGUGCAUCUAACCGUUUAGAUGUGUCAGUAUACCGAUGCAGGACCGAGGCUCUUCUUUUUGUACUGUUAACCGGCCCGUUCACGGUGCGGAUGUUUUAAACCGACUGGCUAUUUCAUAGGCUCCGUACACACCGCCUGGAUUCCGUCUCUAGCGGCUCCUCGUUGCGAUUUUUCUUUUUUUGGGGAAAUUUAAAAAAAAAAAAAAAAAAAAGGAGAAGAAGAAGGAAAAAAAUACAUAUACACACAUCUAUAACCUCCAGGAUGAUCUUUGCAAACACUGGCAACCCGCUGAAGACAGCCACUCGUAAACAGUGGGUUUCCUGUGUGCAGUCCUACCCCAUGACUCCGUCCAGUCCCGGCAGCAGCAGCAACAGCAGCAGCACAGGCCUGGAGCAGCUCAGCAAAACCAACCUGUACAUCCGCGGCCUGCCUCCCGCUACAACAGACCUGGACCUGGUCAAACUCUGUCACCAGUAUGGCAAGAUUCAGUCAGCAAAGGCCAUCCUGGACAAGACAACCAACAAAUGUAAAGGUUACGGCUUUGUGGACUUUGACAGCCCGGCGGCUGCUUUGAAGGCGGUACAUGCUCUGAAAACCAGCGGCAUACAGGCCCAGAUGGCCAAGCAACAGGAGCAGGACCCCACAAAUCUGUACAUUUCCAACUUGCCCCUCUCUGUGGACGAGAAAGAGUUGGAGAACAUGCUGCAGCCCUUCGGCCAGGUCGUCUCCACGCGGAUCCUCCGGGACUACAGCGGCAACAGCCGGGGCGUGGGCUUCGCCAGGAUGGACACAACAGAGCAGUGUAAUGCCGUCAUCUCCCACUUCAAUGGGAAGUUCAUUAAGAUCGCUUCUGGAGCUCUGGCUCCCUCUCAGCCCUUGCUGUGUAAGUUUGCAGACAGUCAGAGGAAGAAACAUGCCCACAGCGGAUUUGUUCCCAAUGGACAGACAGGGGAUCUCAGACUAGGUGCAAUGACUCUUACCUAUGACCCCUCCUCAGCAGCGAUACAGAAUGGGUACUACCCUUCUCCGUACCCAGUGGGCAACAGGAUAAUGACUGUGCAGCCUGCAAUGUCUCCUUACAUGUCUCCAGUCUCUGCUUACCAGGUACAGAGUCAUUCUUGGGUGGCACAUCAACCAUAUAUCAUGCAACACCCGGGUGCUGUGAUGUCUCCCUCUGUGGAUCCCUCCAUGUCACUGCACCCUUCAGCCAUGAUUACUCAGCAGAUGGGCCAGCUGUCACUGGGAAACACUGGAGCGUAUAUUUCAGCCAACCCUGGUGUCCAGGGAGCGUACAUGCCUCAGUAUCCUCCCAUGCAGGCGGCACCUGAAAACGGCACACCGCAACAAGUGGAUUCUUCCAAUAACUCGUCUCCUUACAGUCAACACAGCAAGUAAUCACAGGCUGUAGAUUCCCGCUCUGUGAGCCAGAGGGCAGGUGGGAGGUUGCCGAUGACAUCACAGUGGUAACAGCCACCGCCUUCUCUGAUUGGACCAGAUACAUGAACUUUUUUGCACAGCCCCGACGUUUGUGGUGAAAAAAAUGAGGACAGUGUAAAUGGACUCAAGCAGUUGGCUAAUCACAGGGAGACACAACAAAAAAAAAAGAUUUAUUUUGAUAAGAAACAACAUGCUCUUCUUUUUCUCUUUUUUCAAGGAUUCUCAAACAAAUGCCAGAGGACCCCCCCCCCCCCCAUUCCCCCCUUAACCCUCCCCACUCCUCCCCCAGUAUGAUGUGAUACUAUAAUGCAUGAGAUUGAGAUAGUUUACCCCCCUCCAAGGUGUCUAUGAUUUUAUAGUUCCUUUUAUUUGUGAUAUAUGAAGAAGAAAAAAACUUGCACUGAAGUUUAAAGUUUCAGAAUAUCUUCAUUUUGGUUUUCAACAUUGCCACAGAAACCGCUUACAACAUCCAUUCAUGUUCAACAGCACUAGACAGCUGAUACAGAGGACCAUUUCAUUAGGGAAUUAAUUAAUCUAAUAUUGGAAAAGGUGCCUUCCUUACGUCACAUCCAACAUUGUUUUCAUCAAACUUGAUCAGGUGUCAUAUUUGUAUCUGAUUGAUCAGACGUGUGUGUGAAAUGCUUCGCUAUCUAGUCUUCUGGUAGCAAUAAAGACAAUGAGAGUCCCACGGCAAUACUGAUAGAAAAAAAAAGAGCGGUGACCGUCUCAGAGCAAGGUAACCCCUUAUUUCCCCUCGUUCCUUUUUUAGAAAACAAAAACCCGUCGUGACGUGAAACAAAGAGCCGUACUUUUAUGAAAUUACAAGUUUUACACCCAAUGGACAUCUUUUAAGGAGGGUUAUUUUUUCUCUUGUGGUCAGUUUGACCGGUGAUCUACCUCAUGGUUCUGCUGGAAUCUGCUGGUGUUGUGGGGUUUGCAGGUAAAGCCCCCCCUUGUUCACCAGAGCGGACGAAGCAGAGCAAAAGCCACGCUCAGGAGCUGGCGAUAUAGGACUUCUGCCCGUUUGUCUCCCACAUGCAGCGUUUCUCUUCCUGAUCUGCAAAGAAACAUUGUGCUUUGCUUCAUCUUUAUUUGUCAUUGCUUCUGUUCUGGCGUUCCUUCUUUUCUUCUCGACACGAUGAGCGUUGUUCUCCUUGAAAUAGCUGGUUUUACGAUGUGUUUGGAGUAAAUGAAUGCAGGCCACGUGCAUUUAGUUUGCACCUUCUUCUGCCUUUGCCAUUCUUGACAGAUCUUAGCUGACUCACCACGUUCCCGUACAUUUUUUUUAUUGUUUUGCCUUGAAAAAAAAAAGACUUAAAGCCACUAUCUUUGGUUAAACUGCUACUGUAAAGCUCUCCAAAAACAACGCUAGGAUUUAGCCAAGUUUUGGUCAUUUGGUUAUUACAGCAGCUUAAUAGUUAUGCCAUACAAUUUGCAUUUCAAAUAAAAACAAUUGUGUAUGAAGUGCUUAAAAAACAGCAGUAUUUCAUAAUAGGAUGGAAGUUAAAAUCCCGUGAUUGAAGGCAUGUGUUUCAAAGGCUCGCUUGUCCCGAAAAAGAUUUGUAAAUUAUAUGAAUUCAGGGCCAAACGUGAAAAAUAAGUGAGUUUUAUCGUUUGCUUUGCUUUUAUUUUCUUUAAAUUGGUGAUUUCUGAUGUAAGAAACUCUAUACACUACUAUGAGACAAGAAGAAAAGGUCAAAGCUGCAUGGUCGCAGAGCUUUUCCCCGAUCAAUAGUACUGUCGCAGUAACCGCUCACCUUCGGAAACAUACAAGCGGUAACCUGUUUUUGCCGAGUGUGCUUUCCCUUUCUGAACAUUUGUUGCUGGAAAAAAUGUAAAAAGAAAAAAAAUCUUGUACAUGUUAUCCUCAUUGCUUCUCCCUUUACCUUCAGCUGAUUUUCAAACAACCUUCUCCUUGCUCUCUCCUUUGAAAACAUUGGAAUAAGAACAAUGCUGAAUAAAAAGGCUCUUCUCUUUCUCA